Messenger RNA from Stegostoma tigrinum, 4893 nucleotides. It is a transcript of the gene ca9, whose product is annotated as carbonic anhydrase IX. Gene Ontology annotation, cellular component: plasma membrane. The transcript has 9 exons. The coding region runs from base 195 to 1109 and encodes 304 amino acids. Gene Ontology annotation, molecular function: zinc ion binding; carbonate dehydratase activity. Lineage: Eukaryota; Metazoa; Chordata; Chondrichthyes; Orectolobiformes; Stegostomatidae. The record is from RefSeq and is a predicted model, not a curated record.
AGCAUGCCAUUCACUUGACGUUUAACACAGAGAGCUCUGGAGAAGAUAUAGCCUCUCAAACAGAGGUUACUACAGCAUUUAAUGCUAGUGAGACCAUACAUUAGCCGAAUAGAUUUGGGACAGCCUUAAGAGUUAGCCGUGAGCUCGCUUGAGGCUUUUUUAUUUAAAGGCAUAAACGUAGAACGUUUUAUAUAAUGCGCAGAUUAUUGUUUCUGAUACUGCCUCAGCUGUUAGCAACUGGUACAUGUGAUACAAGCCUAGGUCCUCAACAAGAAGGAAAGCAUGAAGGUGAAAUGUUGUCCCAUUGGAGUUAUGAAGAUCAAAACUGGGGCAAAGACUAUCCACUUUGUAAUGGGAAUGCACAGUCUCCUAUCAAUAUUGACACAGGAAAAGCCACAGUCGACAAAGAACUACCUUCAAUCACUUUUGAAGGAUAUAAUCUAAAGGAAACUGAACAGCUUGAUUUAUCUAAUAAUGGGCACACAGUUCAACUUUCACUCCCGGAUUCCAUGAGCAUAAGCCGUGGCUUCAAGCAGAAGUAUCUAGCGUCUCAGCUGCAUUUUCACUGGGGAUCAGACACCAGCCCUGGAGCUGAGCAUACAGUGGAUGGUACCCAGUAUGCUGCUGAGAUGCACAUUGUUCACUUUGCUGCCAAGUAUGAAAGUUUGGCCAAUGCAGCGCAGGAAGCAGAUGGUCUCGCUGUUCUGGCAAUACUCUUUCAGGUUGGAGCACAAGACAAUAAAAACUACAAGCACAUAUUUGAUAAACUUCAAGAUGCUGUUGAAGGUGCUACUAUAAAAAUUCCUGGUUUUGACAUAAACACAUUGUUACCCAGUCAGCUAUACCGCUUUUUCCGCUAUAAUGGAUCUUUGACAACACCACCCUGCUUUCAGACAGUUACCUGGACAGUAUUCAACGAGACCGUCCUCAUUUCUCAAGUACAGCUGGACAAAUUGAAGACCAGCUUAAAGACUGGCCAUCGCACAUUGGAUUCGAAUUUUAGGCAGGUUCAGCCACUCAACAGAAGGAUUGUAUUUGCUUCCUUUUCAUCACUAACAUCAUCACGAAGAAUAGAAGUUACCAACGGGCGGAACUCCAAGUUCUCAUAAGAAAAAGCAAGUGCUCUUCGAAGGCUGAAGUAUUCAUGGUGCUUCCUUGCUUAAAUGAGGAAGGACCCCUUUUCACUAACUUUGACAAAUAUCAGCAUUUAAUUCCCUAUAAAAGAUAAUGACAUUUUUUGAUUUGUCCCAGAGGAUUUCACAGCCAAAUUAUCUCAGGUGUAGUUAUAUGCAGCUACUAUUUUAGUUGGCUGGGCAGGGCCUCAGGAUAAAGUUCAGAAUUCUGGCCUGAAAGCCUGGCUAGAUUUUCCUUCCUGAUCUCAGGGCCAAUGAAACUAAUUAUAGCAUCUUGUUUAUCGUUGUGGUUGAGUUCAGCUGGUUUUCAACCAAGAACUGGACUUUGCUCACAAGGCCCCUCUGAUUUAAGCCACUAGUUUCCCUUGGACCAUGAGUUCAUAAUAAUGAAUCAUACAAUGGUUACAGCCAGGAGGAGACUCUUAACACAGUUUAAAAUUAGCCCAUUUAUGGAAUGCUGGUUAAUGCCUCUUAAUCUGAGUAUCAAUGUGACUGUUUCUACUGUUUUAUAGCUGAGAGUAACUUCAGUUUAGUCACUGGCCACUUUUCAUUUUUAAUACGUUAUAGACAAUUAGUAAUACUGCCAUUGCUCAAUCAGUAGCUAAAAAUGAUAACUUCAUUGAUUUAUAGCAGCAGUAGUAGAGGAGAAUUGAUAAGUUUACAGUUAAACUUCUAAGUACUGCUCAAAACGACACUUUGACAAAACAGUGACUUGCAGUCAUCUAAAUAAUUCACAAGAAAUAGCAAAAUAGAGGGAAAAUACACUUUUUACAGUACAUGAGAUGAGUAGCAACCUUUCCUUUCCAUAUUAAGGCACAAUAUUAUUUCCACACCCUGAAAAUCCUUGACUUACGAACACCACUUAAGGUAUAAAUGAGAAUGACCCAUUGAUUCCUUUACAAACCUAUGACUCAGAAUCUAUAAUUUUUAUAGUGCUUAUAAGGAACCUGACCUUCAACUUGAAAUAGCAGGGUGUGUUGCCUGAUUUAUAUACUGAGGCAACAGACUGAGUAAACUCCCAACCCAUGCAUUUUGCCCUAGCUCCUAACCAUGAAAGGAAAAAGUGACGCUGCAUCGAUUUUGUUAGUUUAAUUAUUACCUGCUCAUACAGCAUUUGCCAGGUUUUUUGGGAUUUUUUUCAUCAUCGUUUACAGGAAAUUUCUUUUGCUUUCCUUUUGUAUCACUCCAGUAUAUCCCUCCAUACUUGGUUGCCUGUAGCCAUAAAGAAAUUAUACAUGCCUUCCUGGCCCUUCAUGGCAAACCUAGUGCCAGUUACACCAGACCAUAGAACCAUAAAAAUGAUACAGCACAGAAGGCGGCCAUUGGCCUGUCUUGUCUAUGCUAACCCAAAGACACCCAGAUGCCCUUUCUCAGCCCACCUUUUUGCACACAGCCCAUAGCCCUGCAGUUACAACACUUAAUGUGCAGAUCUAGCUACUUUUUGAGGAUCUCUGCCUCUACCACCAACUCAGGAAGUGAAUUCCAGAUACCCACCACCCUCUGUGUAAAAACACUUUCCUCCUGUCCCCUCUAAUCCUUCUGCCAUUUAGUUUGAAUCUUUGACCCCUGGGCAAAACUCUCUGCCAGGAGAUAAAGGCUGCUCCUAUCUGUUCUCUCUACUCUUCACAAUUUUGUAUUCCUCAACAAUGUCAUUCUUCAGCCUUUUCUGUUCCGAUGAAAGCGACUCCAACCUCUCUAAUCUGUCAUCAUUGCUACAGUUCUCCAGCCCUGGCAACAUUCGAGUGAAUCUGCUGUGUUAUCUCCUGAACAAUUUUGUUCCUUCUGUGAUAUGGUAACCAAAACUGCACACAAUACUCCAGUUAUGUUCUCACCAGUGUCUUAAACAGUUUCAUCAGUUUUCUAUACCUCUGCCAAGGAAGGAGAGCAUUCCAUAUGCUGCCUUUACAACUUUAUCUACCUGUACUGCUAUCUGUUAGUGACCUGUGCUCUUGCAUGCCAAGAAUUCUCACUUUAUCUACUCCUCUCAGUAUAUUUCUGUUUUCUAUGUAUUCCCUUUUACUUCGUGACCUCGCUUAAUCAUCAGAGUUGAAUUCCAUCUGCCACUUUCCUGUCCACUCCACCCCAUUUAUUUCAUUUUGGAGCUUACAGCUGUCCUUGACAACUUUCCCAAUUUUGCCCCCCCGCUCCCACAUGCAAUCCAUAUAAACGUAUCAAACAAACAGCCAGGGUCCCAACACCUAGCCCUGCAAAACACCACUUGAACCAGCUUUCUCUUUAGAAGGUCAGCCAUCAGUCAUUACCCUUUGUUUCCAACUUAAGCCAACUUUGGAUCCAACACAACAUAUUGCCCUAUAUCCCAGGGGUUUUUGUUUUUGACCAAUCUGUCAUGUGGGACCUUGUCUACAUGGAUUUUACUAAGGUAUUUGACAAUAGAACUCUCAUUGAUUCUCCUUGUCACUUCCUUAAAGAAUACAAUCAGAUUGUUAAGGCAUGACAUUCCCUGUGCAAGGCUGAUGCACUGUUAAAUUAGAAUCAGAGCCUGAUUAACACCUGACAUUCAACACUCAGUGAGACCCUUGGUUUUGAGAAAUGUCUCUGCUGGCUGGACAAACAUGCUUUCCAAAAUCAUCAUGUGGUACUCUGUGUAUUUGCACACUGCCAACAUUUUAAUAAGCCAUUUCCAUGAGCACUCUGAGAUGAAAUUAGGUCCGAUGUUUUUGGACAUUUACACUAGAUAUUCCAAGAACAAGGCAUUCUAGAUCCAGAAAUGCUCUUAUCUGCCUCUCUCCUCAAGGAAAACACAGUGACCCCCAGUGGUUGGACAGAUAUCCUCUGUUACUGUAUUCUUGCCUAGAGAUUACUGGCAUGUCAGUAGGUUCCUCCAUCUCCACUAGGGAGUUGAACCAGACAGGGAUGGGGCUUCUGCAACUAGGCAAAAAUGAUAUAAUUUACACUAAAACGAAGCUGCGUUGUCUCCAGCAUUAAUGUUAAGUGCUGAAGCAUAUCUGGCAAAAUGCAGCACUGACUAUGAUGAAUUGAACCAGUCUAGUUGUAACUCUACAAUUUCUAAACUGCAGAAUGUUCAGAGAAAACUUCCUAUUCACAGUCCUAUACAGAUGGGAUCUUUUGACCAGGAAAAGGUGUCGAACAAAGUCAUAACUGACACUUAAAUGAGAGUAGAAAAUGAAUGUAUCUUUGAGACUCCUUGAAAUGUUCCAGGCCUUUUUCCAGCUGUCACAUUUUCGCUCACAACAGUUGAAAAUUUCACGGCCACGUUGUCCAUCCCACACCCUAUUUAUUUAGUGCCUGUAUAAUUAAACAAGUUUCAAAAUGAUUCACUGUUACAGUUUUAUGCUAUGAUUUAUAAUAGGCUAUUCACCUUGAAAAUGCGCUACACAUUGCAUGUACUGUAUAUGAUCAUUACAGCUACUGUGUCUCAGUAAAUUAUUGUUCUUAAAAUUGAUAGAUUCUAGAGAGGAAAGCAACUAACAGACUUGUUCAAUGCCUUUGUUUGGUUUGGUUAGAAUUUUGAAAUGCAAUUAUAAAAUUUUUAAGCAGGUUGGCUUUUAAACUAUUGAUAGUAACCUGCACUUUAAAAAUGUUUAUAAUUAAAUUUGAAGAUGACCAUUCAUCCCCAUUUAGUUUUAAAACUUGCUGUGAGAUUUUAUUUACACCAUUUUGUUUUAGUAUAUUUUGGAAUAUAUUUAUAACCCCUGAGGUAACAUGUAUUCAAAUUAUCACAACAAGAAUUUAAAAUGUCACUCAAAAGUACAAUUCUUAUAACCGCUGUCUUGGGGGA